UCGGUCCAUUUCUGGUUUGAUGAGGUGUGGCUGCGGCGACGACAAAGGAAGCAGCGCCACAAGCAGGGACAGCGCCGUCCAGUACAAGGGAGUCCGGCGAAGGAAGUGGGGCAAGUGGGUGUCGGAGAUUCGAGUGCCGGGGUCACAACAGCGGUUGUGGUUGGGCACGUAUACUUCGCCGGAGGCCGCAGCGGUGGCUCACGACGUGGCUUUCUACUGCCUGAGGAGACCGGCCUCGUUGGAGAAGCUUAACCUCCCGGAGAUGUUGCCUUCUUGUUAUGUCUGGCAGCAACCAGAAAUGUCGCCGAGGUCGGUGCAGGCGGCAGCUUCAAAUGCCGGCAUGGCAGUUGAUGCUCAGAGGAUUGUUGAAGCCGAAGAGAAGAAUGAGAAAAAUGAUGAGCACAGAGAAAACAGAGACAUGAAUGAUGGGUUUUGGUGGGACUGGAAUGGUGACGGCGGCGGCGGUGCUGACGGUUAUUUAUGGCAAGGAAUCGCCGGCAGUUAUUCUCAAGGAGAAGCAUCGAGCAUUACCGUUGAUGAUUAUCUUCUCGAUCUUCAACAAUCUUAGAAAUUCCGAUUCACACAUAACAGGGCAAUCAGAUUCUCUGAAAUUUGCUUCAUUUAGAGAAGCAGAAAAAGUGAAUCUGUUUUUUCUUUUCUUUGUGUUUUUUUUUUUUGGCCAGCACUAAGUGAAUCUGUUUUAUUUCAUAGGCUUUAGUGUAUAUCUUUCAUUCUUUCUCCGAUUUUGUUGUACAAAUCAUGAAUGUAUUUCGAAAAGGGAAAAGGACCACGA
Messenger RNA from Neltuma alba, 793 nucleotides. Its product is annotated as ethylene-responsive transcription factor ERF019-like. Gene Ontology annotation, biological process: regulation of DNA-templated transcription. The record is from RefSeq and is a predicted model, not a curated record. Lineage: Eukaryota; Viridiplantae; Streptophyta; Magnoliopsida; Fabales; Fabaceae. Gene Ontology annotation, molecular function: DNA-binding transcription factor activity; DNA binding. The coding region runs from base 20 to 568 and encodes 182 amino acids. The transcript has a single exon.